Messenger RNA from Tuber aestivum (summer truffle), 2808 nucleotides. NCBI's taxonomy places the organism in Eukaryota, Fungi, Ascomycota, Pezizomycetes, Pezizales, Tuberaceae. The record is from the annotation of a GenBank genome assembly.
CUCCUUAAAAACAGUUUUUACACAUUCAUUCACUUUCUGGUGGGUUGGUUUGCUAUAAUGGGUGGCUUGACGGUUGGUCAAGUGUCGGGUAUCAUCAAUCUUUGUGUCAUAAUAGGUAUGUGACAAUUGGGGGGCCUUUGGAGUUCAUGGGGUUGACCGAAUGAUUAAUUCAGUGCAACUCACACUCCCUCUCGCAUUCGUCCUAAUUCUCGUUGCAUUUUUGGAGAAUGAAAAUAAUGCCGUAACAUGGUAGGCGAUGUUUUCAAUCAUUUUGGUAUGAUACACUCGACAUUUGAAGUCUUUGUUCACCAUUCUACCCCAGGUCCGUCGUUGGGAGGACCCUCCAUGCCUCAAUGUGGCCUUCAAUCCUCUCCGCUGAUUCAGCGGCCAGCCGGGGAGUGCGCAAGCGCGUCAUAUUCAUCUCAACUCUCUCCACAAUAGCCUUGAUAAUCCUCGCUGUGGCCGGAGUCGUCACGCCCCUCGGUCUGAACGAGGAGGUAACCCCCAGCUUCACCGAGCCAGUUGCCUUCGAGUACCUCAAGGACACCUCGACCUUUGGCCAAGGCACUCCGAGCCGCUCUGGGUAUCUAUUCUCCCGCGUGUGCGGAUGGUCAAUGUGGCAGAAUUGCCCCGGGACAUUUGGCGGAUUUACCUACACCGCCAAUCGCACGGGAAUGUACCUCGAUGGACCCGACGGCUCAUAUCUAGACACAAACACACCCCAGAAUAUCACCGACAUAUUCAAGAGCGGCACCAGUGGGCGUGGAAAUCUGAUAAGCGGGCCAUUUGAUGUCCAGCACAGGCUCUUCACCAACGUCAAGGAUUCGGACAUUGGAAAUAACGUUAGCAAGCGAGUUCCCAUGAACCAGGGCAAUGCCCACACCAGGGGGAUUGCCGCGACCCUCCGGAGCGUAAUCCUCGACGACAACUUCGUGCUCGUGGAAGGGUUGGUCGUGGAUGCGAAGAACGGAGGAGUAGGCUUCAGGAACCAUUCCGCCCCUACGAAUCUGGAAUACGGCGGAACGUGGGACGAGAGCCUUCUCUGGGUAGAGCCCGUGUCGCAAUGUGUUGACAACAACUUUACUAUCGAUUUCACUGUUACUCAGGACCGCCGCGUAGAUAGCCCGCGGUUGACGGAUCAUGGCGGGUGGGUCAACCUUGUUCGCGAUCGGCCGGAUUUUGUUCGCGCAGACUCCCAACUAGACGCCCAGCUGUGGCAGCGCGCAUACAAAGGAGCCUGGAUGGCGAACGUGAUAGCGGCCUCCUUCCACAACGUCACGAGAAAUAUGACGAGCUUGGGGAAGAGCUAUUCCCUGGAAGGGGGCUCCACCCUCGGUGCUAGCAGUUAUCGGGCUGCAACGAUCGGAGUUGGAGAUAUGAAUGGGGACUGGAUGGAGGGAAGUCGCAAAGGAAUUGAUACAUCAAAGAACUUUACCAACGCAAGUAAUCACCCCUCUCCCCCCUUUCACCAACACGUUUAUAACCCGAACGGCAGACACCCAAUGCGUAGGUUCCGGGGGCGCCGACAUGUCAAACAUCACCAACGUCGCUAUAAAGUGUAGCACAAUUCUCGGCGCUGCGAAGCGCGUUGACGGUGGCGACUCGUCUAGAACACACGACAUCGGGUCCCGCUGGUCCAUACCAAUCUACACUUGCGCAACUGCCGUCAAAGCUUCCGUAAAGGUGGUGACCCUCACCACUAACGGCACGCACGCCCUCGAGAACCUGCGCGUGGAUAAAGUGGUGCCAAAGAGCUACUCCUCGACAUCAGUAAUGCCCGUAUGGGCCGUCGAAGACACGGGCAUGACAAUCAACGACGUGGAACCCUUCUGGGGUAUCGUGGACCCGAAAUACAAAGACGCCCCGCACCUCUGGACCAUUCAGCGUGAGCAUCUAUGGUUGCCAUCCGUUGGUAAUGUCCUCACCGCAUUACCCGACUCUCCGAGCUCCUUCGGCCUCCUGAGCGUUCCCGGUGCCGCGCUAACGGGGAUCAACACUAAGGAGGACUACUCUGGCGAACGCAACUUUGCCCUCCUGAGCAAGUGGCGGAAACUCAGCGCGACACAGAGUUCUACCGCGUCGAUCCUGAACCUGAUCUGGACCGACAUCGUCGCGAAUAAUCUAGUUGGUACCAAGAGUGUUCCCUCGGCAUACGGCUUCACCGACGGAGACGAGAAGUCCCCGAUUGGUAUGCUCACAGUGGAGACGUAUAGUAAAAAAAUCACCUACAACCUCCUAUUCGCCAUACCAGCUCUCAUGAUGCUGGCGUUGUGGGUUGCAUCGCUGUUCAUCGCCUUGCUAAUGUGGAUCGCAUCGAGGGUUUCGCUGACGGUUGUCCGGGGGCUGAUCAACCAGACCAGCACCGGGAGGUCCGUCACCAACCUGCUAUACCCGGAAGCUUGCGAGCACAGUGCUCCUACAAAGGUCUGGGUUAAAAGCGCUGGAAAGAAGAAAAUAGGUUUUGUGGGUUUGCGUGGGAAGGUGGGUGAUGAUGGGACUGCCGGUGGAGAGGGCAGGGCCAGGGCGGGAGAAGCGGGAGGGGUGCAGAGGAAGGUAACUGGACUCCAAUUUGGUGAGGUCGAGCCGGAUGGUGCGCAGACGCCAGUUGGGAUGGUGUUUCAAAGGGGGCACUUCGGAAAGACGGGGUGAUGGAGCUCGACCGACCGAGGAAUUGACCGACUGGCCGGCUGGCUGGGCCCUAUUUUCUUAUCAUUAUUCCCCUUCUGGACGGCCCAUAUAUCCACAUAUCUAUAUAGUUUUUAUUCAUCCCACUCCUUACGUUCCAUAGAAAUCCGUGUAUGAAAUUUC